AUGAAUGACAGCUCUCCAACAUCUGAGAACAUCAUGUUUCACCAGCUGACUGCAGAUGCUCUGAACGGUAGCUGUGACUACACCUUGCCCACGUGUAACAAUAGCACAGGUGAAGCGGCAUUGCAGCUGCCCACUUUUUCCAUGGCAGCAAAAGUGAGGGUGAUAAUUACCUUCACUCUUUGCGCAGUGUCAGCUGUGUGCAACCUCUCCGUGUUGUGGGCUGCCAGCACCAACAACAAGCGCAAAUCUCAUGUAAGAAUUUUAAUCAUGAACCUCACCGUUGCCGAUCUGCUGGUGACUUUCAUCGUGAUGCCAGUGGAUGCGGCUUGGAACAUCACGGUUCAGUGGUUGGCGGGGGAUCUGGCUUGCAGAUUGCUAAUGUUUCUGAAGCUCGUGGCGAUGUACUCCUGUGCGUUUGUGACUGUGGUCAUAAGCCUGGACAGGCAGUCGGCCAUUCUCAACCCUCUGGCCAUCAAUAAGGCUAAGAAGAAGAACAAAAUAAUGCUGAGCGUGGCCUGGGUGAUGAGUGUUGUUCUCUCUGUCCCUCAGAUGUUCCUGUUUCACAAUGUGACCAUCACGGUGCCAGCCAAUUUCACUCAGUGCACCACUCGAGGGCACCUGGACGCGGGUGCACUGAACGCUCUUUUAUCGUCAAAGGAAGUCCACUUACGGCGUUCCAACAGCAACAUCCCAAAGGCCCGUAUGAGGACCUUGAAAAUGAGCAUAGUCAUAGUGACCUCUUUCAUAGUUUGCUGGACACCAUACUACUUGCUGGGUCUCUGGUACUGGUUCCUUCCUGAGGAUUUAGAAGAGACUGUUUCUCAUUCACUCACUCACAUACUGUUUAUUUUUGGACUCUUUAAUGCGAUUCUGGAUCCCAUCACUUAUGGCCUCUUCACCAUCCAUUUUCGCAAAGGACUGAAGCGCUACUGUCGCAACGUGGUUGUACUGACAGAGUCAGAGAAUAAUUCCAUCAUGACGGGCUCAUUGAAAUGCUCACCAUCCCCAUUUCGCAUGAAAAGAGUGACCCAGACUGGUCCAGGAGCUAACCCGGAGAAGAAUGCGGUGAGUGGGGAAGAUAAGAAGCCAGCUGACAGUGAAAACAAGGAAUAGUGGCAACCCUACCAAUCCAGCCUUGAACGUGUCAUUUGAUUAAAGAUACGGAUGUGACAAGGCAGGCCUUGUACUGGCUGUCUAGCUGCUCGCAAGAACAAUGAGACAAAAACACACUCCUGCCUGUUCUCCUCAACAGCGUUAGACAGAUUCCAAUUGAGCCCAAGUGUGUCGCAUCUUUUGAUUCAUUCACUGAUGAGCUGCCUCAAUUACUCAGUUAUAUUUAAUACCCAUCUAUUUUCCUGAUACAGGUGAUUAUGUUUUGUAAUCAUUUGCUCUUUACUAAA
Sinocyclocheilus anshuiensis is the source of this 1400-nucleotide messenger RNA. Its product is annotated as gonadotropin-releasing hormone II receptor-like. Lineage: Eukaryota; Metazoa; Chordata; Actinopteri; Cypriniformes; Cyprinidae. Gene Ontology annotation, molecular function: peptide binding; G protein-coupled receptor activity. Gene Ontology annotation, biological process: cellular response to hormone stimulus; G protein-coupled receptor signaling pathway. The coding region runs from base 1 to 1113 and encodes 370 amino acids. The transcript is spliced from 3 exons. Gene Ontology annotation, cellular component: plasma membrane. The record is from RefSeq and is a predicted model, not a curated record.